Molecule: messenger RNA, 4047 nt
Organism: Helobdella robusta
Lineage: Eukaryota; Metazoa; Annelida; Clitellata; Rhynchobdellida; Glossiphoniidae
Exons: 17
Coding region: 1-4047 (1348 amino acids)
Biological process (GO): cilium movement
Cellular component (GO): motile cilium
Molecular function (GO): zinc ion binding
Source: RefSeq, a predicted model, not a curated record
AUGAACAUCAGGGAAAAAACGAAAAUCCUUGAAAGAAAAGCGGAACAACUGGAAAAUGAAUUAGGCAGUCUCCAAGCCGUUCUAGACGUUCGAAAGCAAGAGAGAGAAGUGCAGGUAGAUGGUGUAUGGCAGUCUGGUAAAAGUGGAUCUAUGAUAAAUUAUGCAAAGAACAUUAAGUCUAAUGACGUCACGCUAGAUCCAAAAAAAAUGAAGAGGCAAGUUUCUUUUAAAGACAUCAUGUGUGGUCAGUGCGAUGGGAAGACUGCUGAUGUGACGUGCAUCGAAUGUGGUGAGGAUUACUGUGCCACUUGCUUCAUAACGUUCCAUAUGAGGGGUGCCUUGAAGAAACAUAGGUCUAGGCCUUUUAGGGUUGAACAGCAAAGAACGCCGAGACACGAUGUUAUGUCUAGAACAAAUUUGCCUCCACUAUACAACAACAACAACAACAACAUCAGCAGCAGCAACAACAACAACAACAAUAAUAAUAAUAAUAAUAAUAAUAACUUCGGGUCGUCAUCAUCAUCAUCGUCGUUGCUGAAUGGACAUUUUGACGAGGUCGAGAGCGCGCAAUCGUUUCAAAGAGCCCUGCUGGAGUGGAGAGGUGAAAGCCAAAAACCAGAUGACGUAUCCGAGGCAAAGAACUUUCACACACAACAUCAUCAACAGCAGCAACAACAGCAGCAGCAGCAGAAGCAGCGUUAUCAACCACAACACCAACUCAGCGCGACCCGUAGCUGUGUUUCAGUCGAAGAAGUUGGCACUUCAACUGCUACAUCAUCAUCAGAAUCGUCCCUUAAGACAAAAUCGGCAAUCGAACAGAGAAUCAUUUUUAACAGCAACAAAAACAACAACAACGUCAACGACAACAUGUCCUAUGUGGAUCGCUUGUUGUUGAAAACUCUUCGUAGAACGAGCUUAACAGCCACUGGCUCACAUUCAGCGCCCGAUCUUAACAAAGAAAAACCUUCAUCCCGCCACAAACAACAACACCAACAUCAACAACACCAGCAUCAACAACAACAACAUCAACAAAAAAACAUCACAUCACGUGAUCACAAUGACGAUAACAAAAAUGAUAAUGACGAUUAUUGUGGUGGCUUUAGCAGCAAAAGGAAUGAUGGUGAAAGAUGUGAGGCUGACGACGAUGAUGAAUGUGAAGACGAGCUAGCCAGAUUCGGUUCGAGACUGUCUAACAUAUUAAUUAAUGACGCUCUGGAGUUCACCAACAAAGGUUAUAAAGCUACUAACAAAAAUAACAACAACAACAACAACAAAAUUUCUUAUGACGUGUACAACAACGACAACAACGACGACGACAACAACAACACCAGGCCGAGUUCCGUCAUAAUAGAAGAGAUAACAACAGAAUAUAACAACAACAACAACAACAACAACACUAAGAACAAUAAGAAUAAGAAUGAAUUUGUGGUAGCUGGGGAGAAACAUGAGCAAUAUAUUGUAGAGGAGCCUGCUGAAAAUUUAACAUUUGACGAAAGAAAAACCAAAUCUGCGUACGAUACAUUCAAAAGCCCGCGAUUGGCUGGCGACCAAAGUUCAAGGCCGCUAACAACAAAAGACAAGAAACAUUUGAAGGAGGAGUUAGCCAAUCAGGAUGCUUGCAAUGACAGGGGCAAAACUAGAAUUUUUUUCUCUAGAAUUGUUCCAAGGGAAGCAUUCAUGGACGCGGCUGUGGACGCUUUCGAGUUGCAGUUGAAUAAGUUGAGCCGCAACAACAGCAACUACAGCAACUUCAACAAAUUUAUUUACAACAGCAACAUCAUCAACAACAACAACAAUAAUAAUAAUAAUAACAACAUGAACUCCGAUAAAAAUAAUAGUAAUAAUAAUAACACUGGCAGAAAAAUUUCCGACAAUGGAAAUAUGAGCAGUACUGGCAGAAAUGUUAAUAACGAAAAAUUGAAAUUGGCGGGAGAAUGGAAUACGUCACGUGAAAUUAAUAAUAAUAAUAAUAAUAAAAAUAACAACCCCUUUGUUGUUGAUGAUGAUGACGACGACGACAAAGAUGGCAAAAAUGAAGGUCACCUGACCAAAAGAACCACGCAUCGUUUGAAAGAAGUAGCUGCCUUAGCGACAGCUGACGACGACGACAUCAACAACAACAAUAAUAAUAACAACAACAGUAAUAGCAAUGGUAAUAAUAAAAAUAAUAAAAACACAUACAUCGAUGACGUCACGACUACUUCUAGGAUUACUAACCUCAUUGGUGGUGGUAAUAAUGUUAAAGAGGCUAGGUUGAGCGCGCGAAUUCAAGAUGAUGGUCUUUAUGCUGCGAACGAGAGCAUGAGCUUUCGAGAACUUUGUCAAUCAACCAGUAAAUUGUGGGACAUGAACGCCAGUAUUGUAAAGAAGAAGAACAAUAAUAACAAUAAUGAUGAUGAUGAUGAUGAUGUUGAUGACGUCAACAAUGAUGAUGAUGAUGAUGAUGGUGAUAAUAAUGGUAAUUAUCCUGAUGAUGACCACGGCAAACUUGAGAAUAAUAUCAAUAAUAAUAACAACACUGAUGAUAAUAGAUACAAAGAAGAAGAUGAUGACGACGACAACAACAAUGAUGAUGAUGAUGGGAGUGAUGAUGGCAAUGAUAAAGAUGUGGAUCGUACGCCGAAGGCCUCAAGCGAAAAUUCUAGAGGCUGGAAAAAUUCGGUUGAACCAAUUUGCGCGCCAUUGUACGGCGAAAUUUACUCUAACCCCUGCGACAUAGAUGGCGGUGACGAUGACGUCAUCGCCAGCAACAACGGCAACAUAAACAAAAAUAAAAACAACAACGACGGCAGCAGUAGUAGUGGCAGCCACCACAACAGCAGCAGCAGCAACAACAACAACAAUAAGCACGACAUCAACUACUUGAAUAGCAUUUACAACAAUAUCAGCGUCGAAAAUUUUGUUAUAAAAAAUAACAACACUAAAACCAAACCGCCAUCAUCAUCAGCACUUCUGUCGUCAUCGCCAUCAUCAUUAUCGUCAUCAUCCUUGAUGAAAACAAUGCAUUCCGCCGGCUCUCAAUAUUUAGCUGCUACUAAUGCUACUUUCGCAGCCACCGCGUCCACAAACAUGAAGAACAAAUUGGCCAACCCUUCAAUGACUUCAUCAUUGAAUUCUCUUAAAAAGCCGUCAUCAUCAACAACAACAGCAACAACGACAAAAAAGAUUUUGAAAAAAAUGUCGUCAUCGUCGUCGUUAUCGUCAUCUGUGGCCAGUGCGUCAAAUAGCAGCUCACAAGCGUCGAGAUUUAACGAGGUGAGAAACAACAGAAACAACAACAAAACUAGCAAACUCAGAAUGGGCGGCAACAGCAGCAACAACAACAACAGCAACAACAACAACAGCAGCAACAACAACAACAACAGCAACAAUGCGGAUCCACUGUUUAUCGCAGGUACGAGUGUUACGUUGGUCAACGCGAAGGUCAACAGAAGUUCAUCUAGCACGAGCUCCAUUAGUGAUAGGAUGGUAGAUAGUAACAACAGCAGCAGCAACAACAACAGCAGCAACAACAGCAAUUUCAACUAUAACAUCAGCAGAAAUAUCAACAACAACAUAUACAAUAAUAUGGAUAUCAACCAGAUAAACCUUAAUAAGCAAAUCAACGCGCGCAACAACGACAAGAGUAGUUACAGAAGCUUGAGAAGCGGCAACAAAAGCAGCAUCAACGUCAACAACAACAACAACAGCAACAACAACACAACUCGUACAGUAGGACUGAUCUCAUGUCGCAAGAAUGAUGAAGAUGAAGAUGAUGAGAUAAGAAGGACGUCAGGCUGUCAUAGCAACCGAUGCAAAAGAUGUGACGAUGAUGAUGAUGAAGAUGAUGGUGGUGAUAGGCAUGGGGGUGGUGAUGAUGGGCAUGGUGAUGAUUGGAGUAAUAAAGGUAAUGACGUGAUGGAACUUAACCAUAACCAGACAUCAGAUUACCGAAAACCCCAUUUAAAAGGUGGGAAAAUUAAGGCCAGCGGCCCGCAUGCUGCCCUCGAAGCUAUUUUAUGCGGCCAGCGAUGCCCAACUUUGCACUAUGAUGAUAGUAAUUAUUAA